UCUUUCCACUGCGUGGUGGGAUGUGGAUGUAGAAUUUCCGAAAGACGAGGGUAUGUCGUGCUAAAAGACGACAGUAUAUCUGGCAUUCUGUGGAAACUUCCCACAAGAUAAUGGAGCGGAAUUGUUUGAAUACAUGUAGCUUUGUAGCUAAAUUGAUCGGUAACUCUGUAAAGCUAAGUCAGUGGGAGAGUUAUGUCACUAUCAUGUUAAUCUCAGUUUACCGAGGACAUAUUAGUUUAAUUCGCUUAAACUAAAAAACCAUUUUGAUAGUGCAGCCUUAAGUUAUAGGUCGCUGCUGCAAUAAUGUUUUAAUUAAUAUCCAGCUUUUACAUUUUUGAACUAACGUUUUAAGAUAUUGGACUUUUUUUUUUUGUAUACAUUUCCUAUUCAAAUGGACAAAGCAGACUGCCCAUCCCAAAACAAAACAAAGGACUUUUCAACUCUACGAAACAGGAAAAUCUGUGCCUCCAAAGCACAACAAUCAUCCUUCAGCCUUGUGUCAAAGCACAAAAAUGUCCAACCUGCAGAAAUGUCAAAAGAUGGCACACAGCUUCCAUCCCCUCCAGGCCACGAGCCAAGAAACAAAACACUCCUUAUUCUUGUUGUGGUGUUGUCUUUCUCUACACGCUUCUACAAGUUAGCAGAGCCCCCUCACGUGUGCUGGGAUGAAACGCACUUUGGAAAAAUGGGGAGCUACUACAUCAACAGAACCUUCUUCUUCGACGUCCAUCCGCCUCUCGGGAAAAUGCUGAUUGGUUUUGCUGGUUUUAUGACUGGUUAUGAUGGUACUUUUCCCUUUAUCAAACCUGGAGACAAAUAUGAAGAACACAACUAUCUCGGGAUGAGAGGAUUUUGUGCUGCACUGGGCUCCUGCCUUCCUAUCUUUGCCUACCUCAUCGUGCUGGAGCUGUCUCAGGCUCAAAGUGCUGCUCUCAUAGCAGCCAGCCUGCUCAUAUUUGACACAGGCUGCAUCACUAUCUCACAGUACAUCCUGUUAGACCCAAUACUGAUGUUCUUCAUUAUGGCGGCAGUACUGAGUAUGAUCAAGUUCAACCAGCAGAGAUACAGGCCUUUCACUGCCCCCUGGUGGAUGUGGCUGGUACUGUGUGGCGCAAACCUCUCUGGGGCUGUUGGGGUGAAGUUUGUUGGCCUGUUUAUAAUCGUUUUAGUUGGCCUGAACACAAUUUCGGACCUUUGGGUUCUUUUGGGAGACCUGAAUCUGUCUCUGGUGGACGUUUUAAAGCACUUGCUUGCUCGAGUGGCUGGGCUCAUCCUCCUUCCGCUCUUCCUCUACGUUACAAUAUUUGCAGUCCACUUUGUUGUGUUGAACAAAAGUGGGCCCGGUGACGGUUUCUUCAGCUCUGCUUUCCAGUCCCGCCUAAUUGGAAACAACCUGCACAAUGUAUCCAUGCCAGAGUACCUGGCGUACGGCUCAACCAUCACAGCAAAAAACCUCCGUAUUGCUGGCGGUUACCUUCACUCCCACUGGCACCUCUACCCAGAGGGGGUUGGAGCAAAGCAACAGCAGGUUACAGCCUAUCUCCAUAAAGACUACAACAACCUGUGGCUGGUUCGAAAACCGGAGGAGAACGAUUCUGAGUCCAGGACUCCGGUUCUGGUUCGUCAUGGAGACAUCAUUCGACUGGAGCACAAAGAAACAACUCGGAACCUCCACGCCCACCGUCAGGAAGCUCCUCUCACCAAAAAGCAUUUUCAGGUGACCGGCUACGGCAUUAAUGGAACCGGAGACUCCAAUGAUCUGUGGCGAGUGGAGGUUUGUGGAGGCCAGAGGGGCGACCUGGUGAAGGUACUGCGGAGCAAAGUUCGCUUUCUGCACAAAGCUACCGGCUGUGUCCUCUACUCCUCUGGAAAGACUCUUCCAAAAUGGGGGUGGGAACAGGUCGAGGUCACCUGCAGUCCUUACUUGAAGGAGUCUCCAAGCUCACAGUGGAACAUUGAGGAUCAUUUUCAUCCAGAAUUGCCCAACAUUAGUUUGUCCGUGCUGAAGCCCAACUUUCUGGAAAUCUUGUUGGAGUCCCACAUAGUUAUGAUAAAGGGAAACAGUGGCUUGAAAGCCAAAGACAAUGAGAUGAACUCCAAACCUUGGCACUGGCCUAUCAACUACCAGGGCCUGAGAUUUUCAGGCGUAAAUGAGACGGAGUAUCGCGUUUACCUGCUGGGAAACCCAGUGGUCUGGUGGAUAAAUCUGGCCUCUUUAGGGCUGUACGUCAUCAUGGUGGCAGUGGCGUCCAUUGCCAUAAAGAGAGGUUUGCCCUUGAACCAAAGCCGACUAGAGCAUUCACGGCUCCUGAAGAGAGGAGGAGGCCUGCUGCUGCUCGGCUGGCUGCUGCACUACCUCCCCUUCUACGCCAUGGGCCGCGUCCUGUACUAUCACCACUACUUCCCCGCCAUGCUCUUCAGCAGCAUGCUGACGGGAGUUACACUGGACAUCCUUCUUAAAAGCUCUGACCUGCUGCUCCACUCUGUUUAUUCUGACCGGCUGAAAGUUGGUGGAUGGCUGCUACUUCAGCUCAGCAUCCUUUACAGUUUCUACCUUUUUCAUCCUCUGUCCUAUGGCAUGAUGGGUCCUCUUGCCCAUGAGCCGGGCAGUGCCAUGGCAGGCCUGAAGUGGAUAGACUCCUGGGACUUCUAGUUAUCCUUGUUUGAUUAAGAUGUCACAGACACGGAGCAUUUUGAGCCGAGGGAAUUUCAAAACAUCAGUUUGAGUCUAAACAUUUCAUUUGUCUUUCUGUAAGAAAAAAUGUGAAUUCAGUCAGUUUGGAAAGCAGAUUGUAGAAUCUUUUAAGAUGCACUGGAGUUGUCACCAAGUUGCCUUUAGUGACAAACUAAAUUCCAUUUGAAAGAGACAGUAGUUGUUGUUUUUUUUAAAGCCAGAACAUUUUACAUGUAUUUUUAGUUGAGAUUGUCCUGAGCUUUAGUAUUAUACUUUUGAUUUUGUGUUUUUAUUAUGUUGAUCAAUAAAUUGUUUUAUUCUUGUA
Messenger RNA from Oryzias latipes (Japanese medaka), 2999 nucleotides. It is a transcript of the gene pomt2, whose product is annotated as protein-O-mannosyltransferase 2. Gene Ontology annotation, cellular component: membrane; endoplasmic reticulum. The record is from RefSeq and is a predicted model, not a curated record. NCBI's taxonomy places the organism in Eukaryota, Metazoa, Chordata, Actinopteri, Beloniformes, Adrianichthyidae. Gene Ontology annotation, biological process: protein O-linked glycosylation via mannose. Gene Ontology annotation, molecular function: dolichyl-phosphate-mannose-protein mannosyltransferase activity.